AUGUCGGGAUGGGUUCGGAAAACAAAACUCAACGUUUGCACAUUGAAUAACUGGGCUUUGGAUUUUACGGGCAACUUCGAAAGAAUCAUCAAGACAUGUCAAGAUGCUGUUGCGUCCGGUGCUCUUCUUCGUUUGGGCCCUGAAUUGGAAAUUCCUGGCUAUGGCUGUGCAGACCACUUCUUUGAGCUUGACACAGAGUUGCAUUCAUGGGAAAUACUAAAAAAAAUUGUAGUGGCAUCCACUUCGUGGCCUGAUCUUCUGAUUAUAACAGGGAUGCCAGUCCGACACAGAAUGAUUCUAUUCAAUUGCAUGGUGUCUGUCCAAAAUGGAAAAAUUUUGCUGAUACGUCCAAAAAUGUCUCUAUGUGAUGAUGACGUCUAUCGAGAGUCAAGAUGGUUUUCACGAUGGUCGCAGCCAUUAUCUUAUACGACCUUUCAACUGAACAAAGAUUUCGGUUUUCAGCAAGAAAGUGUUCCUUUCGGGGAUGCCAUUUUACAGUCAGCUGACGGAGUAAAGGUUGGAUUUGAGAUUUGUGAAGAGCUGUGGACCACUAACUCACCUCAUACUACGCUCGCUUUACUGGGUGUUGAUAUCAUUUGUAAUAGUAGUGGAAGUCAUCAUAUUCUUGGAAAGUCUAAUUAUCGAAUCAAUCAGCUUAUAGUAGGCAGCAGUCAAAAAACUGGAGGAGUCUACCUAUAUAGUAACCAUCGUGGGUGUGAUGGCGACCGAGUCUACUAUGAUGGAGCAUCGUCUAUUGCUCAGAAUGGUCUUCUUUUGGGUCAAAUUAACCAGUUUGAUAUCGAAGACACUGCUGGAGUUACAGCUGUUCUAGAUUUGAAUUCCACACUAACUUUCCGACAUAAGAAGGCGAGCUCCUGUUUUGAUAGUGCCAAAAUGCCGGAAGUUUCUUGUUAUAUUACAUUUCCUGGAAACCUAACGGAUCAAAAACUAUUCGAAGAACUACUCACGACGCCAUUGGUUGCCAUUGAAGAUCUCCAACUGUCAACAACUGAGGAGUUAUGCAAAGGCCCACCAGCCUGGUUGUGGCAUUACCUAAGAAGAAGUAAAAUGAGCGGGUUCUUUGUUCCGCUCUCGGGAGGCCAAGAUAGUGCAGCGGUUGUUACUAUGGUUCGAUUGAUGUGCAACAAGGUUUGUGAAUCCGUAAAGAAUGCAAACUUGGAAGGGAAGGAUGAUCCUGCCUAUUACCUCAAUGGAGCUAAAAUUGGAGAAGACCCCGCUGAACUUUGUAAUCGAAUUCUGUUCACUUGCUACAUGGGAUCUGAACAUUCUUCGCAAGAAACAAGACAGUGUGCUGAAGACCUCGCAAAAGAAAUCAACUGUUUCCAUUUUAGUUUACUAAUUGAUAUCGUCGUAGCCGCUUGUCUUACUACCUUCCAGAUAAUUUUCGGAUUUCUCCCAAGUUUCAAGAAUGAAGAUGUUCGAGAACAUAUGUCUCUUCAAAAUGUGCAGGCGAGAGUUAGAAUGGUGUUAUCCUAUCUGUUUUCUCAACUGAUUCUCGUGGCACAAAAAAGACCGGGAGCACUCCUCGUUUUAGGAACUGCAAACGUUGAUGAGUGCUUGGUUGGAUAUGCAACAAAGUAUGAUUGCUCUUCCGCUGACAUUAAUCCCAUUGGAUCCAUCAGCAAAAGGGAUCUUCGUGCAUUCUUAGCGAAAGUACGUAAAGAUCUGAACAUGGAGUCUUUGCAAAGAAUAUAUGAUUCCGUGCCUACAGCUGAGCUUCGACCAUUAGUUGAUGGAAAGGUUGCUCAAACAGAUGAGGAAGAAAUAGGGCUAACAUAUGACGAGCUAUCCCUUAUUGGGACGUUAAGGCGUCCAGGCGGAAUGGGUCCAUACAUGAUGUUUCUACGCUUGGUCUCUCUUUGGCACCCCAAGUAUAGCUAUAAAAAGAUCGAAGAGAAACUUUCUCGUUUCUUUUGGCGCUAUCGCACGAAUCGACAUAAAGCAACCGUUGCUACCCCAGCUUAUCAUGCCGUUGAGUACAGCCCUGACGAUCAUAGAAAUGAUCACCGUCCAUUCUUAUACCCAGAUCUGUCCUACCAGUUCGAAAAAAUCAGAGAAAAAGUUAACGAGUUGGAGAGAAAGCAAGAAACUUUGUAA
Messenger RNA from Auanema sp. JU1783, 2118 nucleotides. The record is from the annotation of a GenBank genome assembly. Lineage: Eukaryota; Metazoa; Nematoda; Chromadorea; Rhabditida; Rhabditidae.